AUGACACCAGUGCUGAUUCUCCUGGCCUUUCUUCUGCCACUUGGAGCUCAUGCAGAGGAGAUCAUUGGGGGCCAUGAGGUCAAGCCCCAUUCCCGCCCCUACAUGGCAUUUGUUAGGUUUUUUAAAGAAGAUGGAAAUAGGAGUCACUGCGGAGGCUUCCUGGUGCAUUACAACUAUGUGCUGACAGUUGCUCACUGCAGGGGAAGAUCAAUGAAAGUCACCCUGGGGGCCCACAACAUCACGACAUGGGAGCAGACCCAGCAGAUCAUCCAUGUGUCAAAAACCAUUCCCCACCCUGACUAUAAUUCUGAGAACAAGAUUAAUGACAUCCUGCUGUUAAAGCUGGAGGGAAAGGCCAAGAGGAGUAAAGCUGUGAAGCUCCUCAAGUUGACCAGGGCCAAGGCCCAGGUGAAGCCAGGAAAGAAAUGCCAUGUGGCUGGCUGGAGGAAAAUGUCCUUCAAUGCUACUAAAGAAUCUGACAUCCUAGAAGAGACUGAAUUGAUUGUUCAGGUGGACCAUCAAUGA
Acomys russatus (golden spiny mouse) is the source of this 525-nucleotide messenger RNA. Its product is annotated as granzyme E-like. The transcript has 4 exons. Lineage: Eukaryota; Metazoa; Chordata; Mammalia; Rodentia; Muridae. Bases 1 to 525 code for a protein of 174 amino acids. Gene Ontology annotation, molecular function: serine-type endopeptidase activity. The record is from RefSeq and is a predicted model, not a curated record. Gene Ontology annotation, biological process: proteolysis. Gene Ontology annotation, cellular component: cytoplasm; intracellular membrane-bounded organelle.